GACCCAGCAACAAAUUCUUGAGCCUUAAAGAGUAUACACAACCUUUGAAAUUAUUGAGUACCAAAUGCUUCUAUGUAGUAUGUACUCCAAGUGAUGUUUAAGUAAAGUAGCCUUCCAAACCAAACUAGCUAACUUGUUCCAUGUGUGCCAACAAAACAUAUGGUAAAAGAUAAGGGGAUUUCAAUUAUGAAUGACGUCAAUGAUCCAUUAAGAGCAGAGAAGUACCCUUUCAGUAAAUUCACCAUGAACCUGAAACUUCUUUUAAAGUACAGCCUACAUGAACGUUUGAGUUACUUCUCUUUGGUACACUACACUAGCAGGAUUGGUGCCGGGCAUGUGUCCAUGAGACGAAUUGAUGUGGCCAUGGAACAGAGAUCUGCUACCGUGGUUCGGCAGAACAGAGUUCUGGCCUUCUUGGCUGGAUGCCUGCAUGUAGCAAGCAACCCACAAGCUAUAUGCUAGUUACUAAGAGAUUAUUUUAAGCAGUCUCAUUUUUUAACUUGUAGGCCAUGGGAUCGAUAUAUAGAAAUUUAAAAGCGUGUUGAACUCUGUCACGAAUACUAACUGACCAGAAAAUAACUCUGAAAAAUAGGGUACGCCACAAUUGCAGAAACCCACAAGCUCAAGCCAUCUUCAAAAAGAAAAAAAAAGGACAAAUUCACAAGCUUUUUGUUAGUCGUCUCAAGGCGCUGUGGGUUUCUAGGUGGUUUCUGGUUAACGCGUAUGCACAAGUCUGCUCAGUCAAUUGCUUAGUGCCGACGGAGAGAGCUGCCUGAAGAAGUCUUUCCCGCUGCAUCCAAGAAACGGAGACCGCAAUGGCAGCAGACUAGACACCCUCUUCCUCCGCGUCUCCACAGCGCUCGCCGGAGGAGGUGCCACCGGCCGGAGACCCGCCAUGGCCGACGCCGCCAACGAUCCUACCGCUAACUACUACAGUGGCCGCCCCCUGAGCUACGACGCGCAGCAAGCGCAGGCGGCGCCACCGGCACGGCCGCAGCCGGCCGUCGGCGAACAGGCCAGCGCUCCGCCGGCGCCGGCGCCGGCGCCGACGCGGCAGCCACUGCGGGACGCUACCGAAAAGGCCAACCACACUCAUGUCCAUGGCGUUCCUGGGUACUACAAAGGCCGCGUGAACAAGACGAACGCUGCUGCAAGUGAUCACAGCCGUGCUGCAGCUCCUCCUCCUGCUCCUGCUGCAGUUGAACCGGAAAAGGAAUUGACCAGCUGCAUUGACAAACUUCUCUGGUGCUUCACGGGCGGCAAAAACAUGAAAUAGGUUGAGGCACCCGUGCUCGCCGUUCGGGGAAGGAAGCUGCAUGAUUACACCACGGCUGAUCGAUACUGAAAAGUUGAGGUUUUUGGUUUCAGAGUUUUAUCCCCUGCAAUUCGUUUGUACAAGUUCAUGCUGAGGCAGAGUCAAUGAGUCUAUUCAGUAUGACCCAUCAAUUUAUACUCUGCUCAAUGAUAUAAAUCAGAGAAUUUGUCAUUUGGUUUUACCUCCAGGGACAGUAGUAUAAAAAAAAUAAGUCCAUU
This is a messenger RNA of Panicum virgatum (switchgrass), 1533 nucleotides long. RefSeq lists its product as uncharacterized. The transcript has 4 exons. NCBI's taxonomy places the organism in Eukaryota, Viridiplantae, Streptophyta, Magnoliopsida, Poales, Poaceae. The record is from RefSeq and is a predicted model, not a curated record. The coding region runs from base 896 to 1276 and encodes 126 amino acids.